Molecule: messenger RNA, 2063 nt
Organism: Quercus lobata
Lineage: Eukaryota; Viridiplantae; Streptophyta; Magnoliopsida; Fagales; Fagaceae
Product: Cation efflux family protein
Exons: 13
Coding region: 350-1735 (461 amino acids)
Biological process (GO): intracellular zinc ion homeostasis; transmembrane transport; zinc ion transport
Cellular component (GO): endoplasmic reticulum; membrane
Molecular function (GO): monoatomic cation transmembrane transporter activity
Source: RefSeq, a predicted model, not a curated record
AAAAGGAGAGAGAAUGCGUGGGUAAGAGUAGGGAUAUACCAGGAGGGAAACAGGAAUCUCUCUCUUUCAUUCUGUAGGAGCUCUUUUCCUCCUCCUCCUUCCUUCUUCACUUUUCCUCUUUGCCAAAUAAAGAAUCAAACUCAAAACCUCUCUUCAUUACCUCAUUUUAUUCCAAAACCCCAAAAUUCUCAAGCUUUUUCAAUUUUAUUUUUGACCCUUCAAAAAAAAAAAAAAAAAAAAUGAAAAACAAUAGUUGGAAAAAAAACACUUGUAAAAUAAAAACACAGUAGACUCUGUCUCUAGCCAAUAAUACUAGGCAGCAGUUGUCGUCUCAAAUACAAAACAUAGUAUGCGGAGAAAAUCGCAGCCGUGCUUUAAUCUCCUCCUCUCUCAUCUCCGCCGUUGCUCCUCCGAUCAACAAUACUCAUAUUUUCACUCCUUUCCUCUUGUAAAGCUCUCACAGUUUUUACUGUUAAACCCUUCCUCCGAUCAUCACACUCAAUGUCAAAGUUACAGCACUGGUAGCUCUAAACUGGGUUCUUCUUCAUUCUUUGGUCCUCAUUUUCAAUCAUCGAAACGGUUCGUUUUGUUGGGCUUGGUUUCCUUGGACGACAACAACAAGCUUCGCCGUCACCACUAUUCCUCUCAUCGCAAUUUUUUUACGAGGGCAAAGCAAGUGCAGAAGAUUGACUUCAGGGAUGAACACAGUCAAAGAGCAGUCACGACUGCAUUGUGGUGCAACUUCCUUGUCUUCUCUCUCAAGUUUGGAGUAUGGUUUACAACCUCUAGCCAUGUUAUGUUUGCCGAAGCUGUGCACUCAAUUGCAGAUUUUGCAAAUCAGGCACUUCUUGCUUAUGGUCUGAGUAGCUCAAGGCGUGCACCUGAUGCUUUACAUCCUUAUGGCUAUUCCAAGGAAAGAUUUGUUUGGUCUUUGAUAUCUGCUGUUGGUAUCUUUUGUCUUGGUUCUGGUGCUACAAUUGUUCAUGGGUUUCAAAAUUUGUGGACAUCACAGCCUCCUGAAAAUAUUAAGUAUGCAGCUCUUGUGAUCGGUGGUUCAUUUAUCAUUGAAGGUGCUUCUCUGAUUGUUGCCAUACAAGCUGUGAAGAAAGGUGCAGCGGCUGAGGGAAUGACCGUGCGAGACUAUGUAUGGCGUGGUCAUGAUCCUACAUCUGUUGCAGUCAUGACAGAGGAUGGUGCUGCAGUUACAGGUCUUGCCAUUGCUGCUGCAUCGUUGGUGGCAGUUAAUAAAACAGGCAAUGCCAUAUAUGAUCCCGUAGGUUCAAUAAUAGUCGGCCACUUACUUGGAAUGGUGGCUAUCUUUCUCAUCCAGAGGAAUCGUCAUGCUUUAAUUGGUAGAGCAAUGGAUGAUCAUGAUAUGGAGAAGGUUCUACAUUUCUUGAAAAAUGACCCGGUUGUAGAUGCUCUAUAUGAUUGCAAAAGUGAAGUUAUUGGACCUGGAUUCUUUAGGUUUAAGGCUGAAAUAGAUUUCAAUGGAUUGAUGGUGGUGCAAAAUUAUCUAAAAAGGACCGGACGUGAAGAGUGGGCCAGACAGUUUCGUGAAGCGGCAAAGGAGGAAAAUACUGCACUGCUCAAGGUCAUGGCGAGUUAUGGUGAGGAGGUGGUCACAGCUUUAGGAAGUGAAGUUGAUAGGCUAGAAAAGGAGAUCCAGGAGCUUGUUCCUGGUAUUCGGCAUGUCGAUAUAGAAGCUCACAAUCCAUCAGGCCCGAGCCCAUGAUCCACAUAUGUUUAUACAUAGGCUGUAUUCUUUUGUGCAUUCUUUUUUAUCAAUCUAACCUAUGAUUGUCAAUCAUUUUCUCAUUCAAUAAAAUUUUGUUACUUAUAAAAAAAUGAUUGCUUAUCAUUUUAAUGCAUCACAAGAGGGACAAAUUGCAAGUUGUACAGUGAUAUCAUGAAUUUCUAAUUGGAAAUCAACAAGUUAUCCCAGCCUGUGACCUUUGAAGUUAGAACUGCAAAACACUUGUACGGCUGUACUAUAAAGAAUAUAUCAACCAGUCUUCUUCUUAUUUUUAUCUAUAAUGGGGUAUUGAUAUUGUUUUUGCUUA